This is a messenger RNA of Purpureocillium takamizusanense, 1992 nucleotides long. It is a transcript of the gene NUC1, whose product is annotated as nuclease. Lineage: Eukaryota; Fungi; Ascomycota; Sordariomycetes; Hypocreales; Ophiocordycipitaceae. The coding region runs from base 416 to 1519 and encodes 367 amino acids. The record is from RefSeq and is a predicted model, not a curated record. Gene Ontology annotation, biological process: apoptotic DNA fragmentation. Gene Ontology annotation, cellular component: mitochondrial inner membrane; nucleus. The transcript has a single exon. Gene Ontology annotation, molecular function: metal ion binding; RNA endonuclease activity; nucleic acid binding.
CUUUUCGCGGCUUGCCUCCCUCCUCCCAUUCUCCCAUCCCCACCCAUCAAGUCAUCCCGAUCCCUCUUUUUUUGCAACACGGGACCAGCCGACCACCACCCCAUGUGCCUCGACCUGCACACCGGCACCACGCACAUGGGCCUGCCGCCAUCCGCACACUCCCCCGCCUCGUGAGCAGCAAGCAGUCCGACUCGUCCCCCAGAUACGAAACCCGCCGCCGUACGCGUCUCGCUCCCCCAGCCCCAGGUCACGGCAAGUCUCCGCACUCGUCGCGGUCACCACCACCGCCCUCCUCGCCUGACUGCCCCGACCGACUCUCUCCCCAGGCCCCGUGCGUGACCGAACUGUCGAGAUCGCGAUCUGGUGGCCCUGGCGUCCGCCUCCUCCACCACCACCUUCCGCCCCUCGUAUAUAGAUGCCAUACCGCAGCCCGCGCGCCGCUGCUUCCUCCGCCAACAUGUCAAAGUCAACCCUCGCCAUGUUUGCUGCUCUCGGCGCCGGAGGCGGUGCCGCCCUGACCGCCGCCGUCUACUCGCUGCGCUCUUCCUCCGCCUCCUCUAGUACCAAGAAACCCGAGCCUACCAUCGCGACUUCCACCACCACCACAACCACCGUCUCCAACACGGCCUCGGCCCCCGCGCCGCUUCCCUCCGCCCUCGCCGUCCCGCCCACGCAAGUCUUCGCCGCUGGCCCCGUGAACCCGGCCGGCCUCUUCGAGUACGGCUUCCCCGGCCCCGUCGCCGACGUCGCCAGCCGCUCCGCCCUCAUCUCCAGCUACGACCGGCGCACCCGUAACCCGCACUGGGUCGUCGAGCACAUCACCCCCGCCUCGCUCGCCAUCCGCGACGGCGACCGCAAGCACAGCACCUUUGUCGAGGACGACGCCGUGCCUACAAAGUUUCGCGCCCUCCUCAAGGACUAUUAUCGCAGCGGCUACGACCGCGGCCACCAGGUCCCCGCCGCCGAUGCCAAGUGGUCCCAGCGCGCCAUGGACGAGACCUUUUACCUCUCCAACAUGUGUCCCCAGGUCGGCGAGGGCUUCAACCGCGACUACUGGGCGCAUUUCGAGGACUUUUGCCGCCGCCUGACCGUUCAGUACCCGUCCGUCCGCAUCGUCACCGGCCCCCUCUACCUGCCCCGCAAGGACCCCGUCGACAACAAGUGGUACGUCAAGUACGAGAUGAUCGGUAGCCCGCCCUCGGUCGCCGUCCCCACGCACUUCUACAAGGUCAUCUUCGCCGAGGACGGCAAGGCCGGCGGCAACGUCUCCAUCGGCGCCUUCGUCCUGCCCAACGCCCCCAUCCCCAACGAGAAGCCCAUCACCGACUUCGAGGUCCCCGUCGAGGCCGUCGAGCGCGCCAGCGGCCUCGAGUUUGCCACCAAGCUGCCCCUCCAGCGGCGCAAGAGGCUGUGCGCCGACACGACGUGCGCUCUCGUCAUCCGCGACUACGCCGACCGACAAAAGGCGUUUGCCAAGGGUGCCCAGCGUGCCAUCACUCCGCCCCCGCCAAAGCCAUAGAUUGACGUGGGGCGGCGUUCGAUUUUCGAGUGUAUGACCCGUGGCCAGAGGGAACAACAAGGAUAUCGGCCAUAUUUUGCGCUGUUAUAUACCCCCUUUGACGGUCUGUUGCAUUGGUACCCCCGGUACACUGGCGAAACUUUGAUAUUUUUGUCCCCAUCGUCUUUCACCUCGCAUAGAGCUGAGCGCAAGCUCGUAUGGUAGGCCCCGUGUACAGUAGAUAGCACAAUAGAAUCGGCAUUUCUGCCAUGACACUUCUUUGCGCGGCUGCCUAGGUGACGACCCUACACUUCAAAGUACCCGAAAUCGAUGCUGACGUGGGGUGUCCUCUCUGCGGCUACAAACCAAACUACACAAAGGUGCGCCCGAGCCGCUUUGUCCUUUUGUCCUAAGCAACGCCAUGUUCUUGAGAUAUCACACUCCCAUCCAUCAUACACUCCAGCAGCAGGAGGACCAGCCGAAAAACGCCAUGC